Molecule: messenger RNA, 1443 nt
Organism: Bipolaris oryzae ATCC 44560
Lineage: Eukaryota; Fungi; Ascomycota; Dothideomycetes; Pleosporales; Pleosporaceae
Exons: 1
Coding region: 1-1443 (480 amino acids)
Molecular function (GO): protein binding
Source: RefSeq, a predicted model, not a curated record
AUGACAUUGACAUCUCUUCCCAACGAGCUCAUCGAACACAUUGCUUCGUAUCUCGACCUCCCCAGCACGCGUUCACUCCGCCUAACCACAACCUCCCUAACAAAAGCAUCAUCCCACAUCUUCAAAGACCGCUUCUUCCAGCAACGCACCCUAACCUGGACCAAACAAAGUCUCGACACUUUUGUGCAAAUCUCGCUACAUCCACAAUAUGGCAAUGCCCUCCGCCAUCUUAUCAUCGACGCAACCCCUCGACACUCCAUCCUCCUCUGGUCACUCUCCAAACAAACAACCGACAUAACCCCCUUCCCCAGCUCCUCCCCCUCCUCCUCAAGAAUUGCCGCAUCCACCGAGCAAUGCAGACUCCAAGACGCCUGGGCGCAAGCCGCAGAAAAAGCCGCACAAAACACCUCCUUCUUCAACGAAACCCGGUACGACCAGAAGACCCUCAAACAAGCUUUCGCAAACAUGUCCCAGGGGAACCUAACCACCAUUACUUUCCUCUACACCGGCCUUCCCGCCUCCCUCGUUAAAGGGGGCAGAACAUACUGUGCACUAAGCCAAUGCGAGACCUCCCGCCCUUUCGUCUCCACCCUCGCCGCCCUCGCCGCAUCCCCUCACAUCCAGCUCUCCACCAUCGCACUGCACAAACCCUUGCACCACGGUGCCAUCAGCAUCGGUCGCCUGGAAAGUCUCGCCCCUCUCCUUUCCUCCUUCGACAAGGCAUUCAGCUCGCUCACGCAUCUCGCGCUCAACCUGCGCGAUUGGCGCGAACAAGAAUCCGGGUUUCAACUCCCAUUCUCAUAUUCUUCUUCUUCUUCUUCUUCUUCUUCUUCUUCUUCUUCUUCUUCUUCUUCUUCUUCUUCUUCUUCCUCUUCUUUGGUUCCCCCCCGCGCACCCUUCAUCGUGCGCUUCCUAUCUAAAAUGACUAACCUAACUGAGCUGGAACUGAGCUGCUACAGUAACUUGGAGCAGGAUGUUUUUGAAGAAAUAGCAAAGCACUGUUGCUUUGACAAAUUGGUCGUAUGCAAGCUUUCGGUUAUGAAGAUUGAGCGGGUAGAGUGGCUAGACAUGUUUCUGGGCAAGAGCCUGGGAAAGACACUCAAGGAGCUUUGCUUGAGGCAUGUUAUGCUGGGGAAGCGGGAAGGGAAUGGGUGGGUUGAGUGGAUGAAGCGCGUUGCGCUUGAGCAGCAAGACUUGAGCCGGAAGCGUGCAUGUCAAGGGCAAGGGGUGACGGCGACGGAGAUUACGCAUUUUUGCUUUGCGGAUUUGUUUACGGGACAGAGUGAGGUGUUGCAUGUACGGGGGUGUCGGAGUCUUUGUUUGGGAGAGGACUGGACAUGUCGGCUUUUGGGUGCACUGGAAAGUGGAGCGGAAUGGAAGGAAUGGAGGCCACAGUGGGAUAUGGGCGCCUCUGCGUAUCCGUUUGUAGGGCUAAGCAUGUGA